Perkinsus marinus ATCC 50983 is the source of this 393-nucleotide messenger RNA. RefSeq lists its product as hypothetical. Lineage: Eukaryota; Perkinsozoa; Perkinsida; Perkinsidae. The coding region runs from base 1 to 393 and encodes 130 amino acids. The transcript is spliced from 6 exons. The record is from RefSeq and is a predicted model, not a curated record.
AUGGAGUUCUUUCGCCAAACGGAGAGGCUGCGACCGGAAAUGCCGAAGAGGAUUAUCGCGGCUUUCGCCAUGACAGAGUUGGAAAUGGAGAGUCCAAGAAAGGUGGCAAGGAAGAAGGAAGAGCGAGACGAUUCGGCAUUGGAAGGUCGUAGCCCCGAAGACAUGCGGGGCUACUGGCUGAAGAUUAAUGAUCGCGGUGUUGAAAAUGCGAACAACAAUAGUAAUCAUGAUGUUGUUAUUAAAAAAAGGGGUCGAGGAAGACCCAAGUUGUAUGUUAAUGGUAUUAGAAAGUGUCGUACUGCGAAGGCUACCAAGAAGUUGGAAGAGAUGUCAAAUUUGAUGUUUUCCCUUCUGUUUAAGUACCGUCACAUUCAUCGCAGUGAUCUGUUGUAG